This is a messenger RNA of Drosophila willistoni, 775 nucleotides long. RefSeq names its product peritrophin-55. The record is from RefSeq and is a predicted model, not a curated record. Gene Ontology annotation, molecular function: chitin binding. NCBI's taxonomy places the organism in Eukaryota, Metazoa, Arthropoda, Insecta, Diptera, Drosophilidae. Gene Ontology annotation, cellular component: extracellular region. The transcript is spliced from 2 exons. Bases 27 to 710 code for a protein of 227 amino acids.
UCCGAGGGAAUAUUCGUAGCAACAAAAUGAAAGCCGUGCUCUUUGUCGUUGCCACUUUGAUGGCUGUCAGCAUUCAUGCCCAGAGCUGCAAUGUCCCUGAAUAUGAGAACGCUAUUGACACUCCUAUCGGGUGUAUUGAGGGUUAUCCAAAUCUAAAACUGCCCAACUAUGAGAACCCCGGUUCCUACUACACAUGCACAGAUAAGAAGGCCAACACAACAGGUCUAGUCGUCUGCAGCGAAGGCACCUAUUUCAGCUAUCCGCUCCAGAGAUGUGCCAGCUGCAAAGAAUAUAUCCCAACAGUCCGGUGUCAUGGUUUGACGAUCAAUGUCACUUGCGUGCCCAUCAAUGGCACAAGUGUGUCCACAACAACCGUCUCUACCACAGUGAAGGAUGACUCAACCGAAAGCGGCUCCAGCUCUAGCACCACUACCACAACAACCACUACAACCACAACUGAAGCUCCCGGAGAAUCUAGCACCACCACCACCACCAAAGCAACCACCACUACCACCUCCGCACCAACACCACCUACUGCUGAUGAAACUACCACAACAACGGCCAGCGAUGACAGCGUGGUCACACCCUCUGGCACCACCAUCGCUGUUCCCGGACCCCCGUCGCCAGCUGACUCCGAUGUUCCAUCGCCCGAGACUCCUGUGCCCACCGCCCCGGUCAUUGUCGAUGAGCCCCCAACCCCUUCGUCAUAAGUCAAAUUUCUUUUCUAUUUAGCCUUCUCCUGCAUUCAAUCAGAAUAAAGUUUGAUUUCAAUCAA